CAACACGGCCCAAAUUUUCGGUAACCCAACCUCAAUCCCAGUGACAUAACCUCCAUAUAUUUGACAUCAUUUCGUCAACUUAGGGCCCCAAAGUUUAGUAAAAAUGGCCAUAAUCAACCUGCUGAGAGCCCUAAAACUCCAACACGUCAAAUCUAGCACCUUGCUAAAGCGCUCCUGGUCCAGCUCCGUCCAGCUGGCCGACCACAAGGACCUAUCCAGGAUACGCAACAUUGGAAUAUCCGCCCAUAUCGACUCCGGGAAAACCACACUGACCGAACGGAUUCUCUUCUACACCGGCAAGAUUGAGGCCAUGCACGAAGUGAAAGGCAAAGACAAUGUGGGGGCCACAAUGGACUCGAUGGAGCUGGAAAGGCAGCGCGGCAUUACGAUACAAUCGGCGGCCACUUACUCGCUGUGGAAGGACCACAACAUCAACAUCAUCGAUACGCCAGGCCAUGUGGACUUCACUGUGGAAGUGGAAAGAGCCCUAAGAGUGCUGGAUGGGGCUAUUUUGGUGUUAUGCGCUGUGGGAGGCGUGCAGAGCCAAUCGCUGACUGUGAACAGACAGAUGAAGCGGUACAAUGUGCCUUGCAUCGCCUUCAUUAAUAAACUGGACAGAAUGGGGGCGAAUCCUUAUAGGGUGUUGUCGCAAAUGAGGGCAAAGCUGAAUCACCAUGCCGCGUUGAUUCAACUGCCCAUAGGGCUGGAAAGCGACUGCGAAGGAUUAGUGGACCUUAUAGCAGAAAGGGCGGUUUACUUCGAAGGCGACUACGGAGAAGAGCUGCGCUACGAUGAAAUCCCCCAGAAAAUGAGGGCAGAAAGCAGCGAAAGGCGUAGCGAACUGAUCGAGCACCUGUCGAACGCCGACGAACUUCUGGGCGAGCUUUAUUUGGAGGAAAAGGAGAUCACUGAAAGCCACAUAAGGGCGGCCAUUCGACGCACCUGCCUUACGAGAACAUUCACGCCAGUAAUGCUGGGCACGGCGUUGAAAAACAAGGGGGUGCAGCCCCUGUUGGACGCAGUGCUGGAGUUUCUCCCCAACCCGGGGGAAGUGACCAACUUCGCCUACAAGCAAACGGGUGCGGAUGAAGAAGGCAAUCAAGAGGACAACAAAGUGGUGCUGAAUCCGGAGCGGAGCGGCCAGAACCCGUUCGUAGCGCUGGCUUUCAAGCUGGAAGCCGGUCGGUUCGGGCAGCUGACCUACAUGCGCUGCUACCAGGGGAUGCUGAAGAAGGGCGACUACAUCUUCAAUGUGCGCACCCAGAGGAGAGUGCGUAUUGCCCGGCUGGUGCGGAUGCACUCCAACCAGAUGGAGGACGUCUCUGAGGUCUACGCGGGCGAUAUUUUCGCCCUAUUUGGCAUCGAUUGCGCUAGCGGUGACACCUUCGUCACCGACCUCAAAGGCAACAUCUCCCUAGAGUCGAUAUUCGUGGCCGAACCAGUGGUUUCAAUGGCAAUCAAGCCGGCCAACAACAAGGACCGCGACAAUUUCUCCAAAGCCAUCGCGCGCUUCACGAAAGAAGACCCGACCUUCCGCUUCGAGUACGACAGCGACAACAAGGAAACGAUUGUCUCGGGAAUGGGGGAGCUCCAUUUGGAGAUUUACGGACAACGAAUGGAGCGCGAGUACGGCUGCCCGGUUAUCUUGGGCAAGCCCAAGGUGGCCUUCCGCGAAACUCUGGUCAACCCUUGCGAGUUCGAGUACUUGCACAAGAAACAAUCGGGAGGACAGGGCCAGUUUGCCAAAGUGAUCGGGAUCCUGGAGCCGCUGCCCGCCCACAAAAACACCACGUUGGAGUUCAUUGACGAAACCGUCGGCACUAACGUGCCCAAACCCUACAUUCCCGGGAUCAGAAAGGGCUUCCUGUCGAUGGCCGAAAAGGGCAACUUGGCCGGCCAGAAGCUCGCCGGCCUGAAGUAUCGGCUAAUCGACGGCGCCCAUCACAGCGUGGACUCGAGCGAACUGGCCUUCUUCCUGGCCUCCCAAGGCGCCAUCAAAGAAACUUUCGAAAAGGGCCAUUGGCAACUGCUGGAGCCGAUCAUGUGCGUCGAAGUGAACGCGCCCGAUGAGUUCCAAGGCACUGUAAUGGCCCAGCUGAACAAACGCCACGGGAUCAUAACAGGAGUGGAUGGAAUCGACGGCUGGUUCACUUUGUACGCGGAAGUGCCCCUAAACGACAUGUUUGGAUAUGCGGGCGAGUUGCGGUCGAGCACCCAAGGCAAAGGCGAGUUCACCAUGGAGUACAGCCGUUACGUCCCAUGUUUGCCGGAAGUUCAAGAGAAACUGGUUAUGGAAUAUCAAAGAGCCACCGGCCAGAUAACGGAGAAGGAUGUGAAGAAGAGCCGGAACUAAGGAGGAGGCUUGCGGGCAAGGCAGGCAAAUAACGUGUAAAUAUAGAAUAGUUUUUGUACAUA
Messenger RNA from Dendroctonus ponderosae (mountain pine beetle), 2415 nucleotides. RefSeq names its product elongation factor G, mitochondrial (gene mEFG1). Gene Ontology annotation, biological process: mitochondrial translational elongation. Bases 104 to 2353 code for a protein of 749 amino acids. Gene Ontology annotation, cellular component: mitochondrion. The record is from RefSeq and is a predicted model, not a curated record. The transcript is spliced from 4 exons. NCBI's taxonomy places the organism in Eukaryota, Metazoa, Arthropoda, Insecta, Coleoptera, Curculionidae. Gene Ontology annotation, molecular function: GTPase activity; translation elongation factor activity; GTP binding.